Messenger RNA from Pelagomonas calceolata, 1382 nucleotides. The record is from the annotation of a GenBank genome assembly. Lineage: Eukaryota; Pelagophyceae; Pelagomonadales; Pelagomonadaceae.
GCAGCCCCCGGCGGCAAAACGCUGCCCCAAAGCCAUGGCGCGGACCCUCGAACUCACGCUAGCCUCCGUCCUGGCCCUCAUGGGCGGCGUCUACGUGCUGCGCUCGAGCCGCGCCGAGCAGGCGAGGCACGAAGCCGAGCUGGCCGCCGCCGUCGCAAGACGGGCCUCGUUAAGCGCAGCGCUGCUCGAGGCGCGGGCGGCCCUGGAAACGGAGAGGAGGUGGCAGGGCGACGAGCGCGCGAAUUUAACCAGAGCGCUGCAGCAGCGGCGGCGGCGGCGGCGCAUACCACCAUCACCCUAUCAGCCCAAGCCCUUCGUGCCCGUGGCGACGACGGCGACGCCCGUCGCGCCAUCGCCGCCGGUCGCGACGCCUCUGACCCAGCUCAAGGACUUCCCCUGCGCCUUGCGGGACUUUAAGGUCGCCAAAGUGACAAAAACGUGCGAAUUGCUCUGCAAGGAGGCGACCUGCGCCCGGGCGUUGAAACACUGCGAACGGUUAGUCGAGUGCGACGCUGUUGUGGUGGAUGGCCAGGAGAUCAAACCAGGACACAACCGAGAUUUAUCAAAGGCGACGGUGCGACUGCUGCGAGACGACGCUACGAGAGCGGCUCAAGAUACGAGUCGACGCUUACUAGAAACCUCAAAAUGGUGGGGGUCUGCCCUCAAGACGCAGACGAAGCCGCGGACGUACAUCGUCGUAAGUUAUGGAGGCUGCGGGAGCAAGAUGCUCGCGGGAUGGCUCGCCCAAUUACCGCGCAAAUACGCGAAGCACGUCUACCACUUUCAUGAUAAACGACCACCCGAUAUAUUAAGGGAGCUGCCGCCGCCGCCGCGACCGUCGACCAGAGAAAGGGAUUUUAGGGCGAGGCGGUUCCCGGGCGGCGGCCGCUUCCGGACGGAGACGAAACCCGUCGCCGAUCUGGACGACUACCGCGUGCUCUACAUCUUCAAGGACCCCGUCGAGGCCAUGGUGUCUAGAUUUGGCUACGGGCACUGCAAGCAUUUGGAUGGGGAUUGCGGCGUGGAACAGAGCUUUCCAAAGCUCGACGUGUACGCCCAACAAGGUGUCGACCGCAUGGGUCUAUUGGCCUUCUUCGAGGCGUAUACCUCACCCCAAAAGUACCCCAUUGUAGCAUUGAACUACCACAAGCUCUGGCAGAACCGCGAGGCGGUCAUGAGCGCUCUGGGGUUGCCCGCAUCACUCGCAUCGUCCUUCCCGGAGCGGACCGAGACGGUGCGCAACGACCUGACGGCCGCCGGCGAAAAUAAUCAGGCCCACUCCGAGGCGACGCGGCGCGGCCUCGACCGCAUGUACGGGCGCAUCCUCGAGCGGAUCCGGGCGCUGCCGGCGGUGAGCGUUGCUUAAUUUCACAUUUAAAUUA